AAAGCAAAAUCACCGACGCUUUCUUACCUUCUCCAACCCAUUAUUUCUCCAAAUCUCUCAUACCCUAAACGUUUCUUACUUUCACAAAAAUGGCGAACCCCAUGCGAAAGUUAAUCCCUUGUUUCCUUCUCCUCAUCCUCCCAUUCCAUCCCUUCUCCACCUUAGCCGAUGUCAAAUCGACCUUGAAAACGUCAUCCAAGGACCAACUACCAUGCCAAAUGUGCAUCUCAUGUGACAACCCUUGCCCUGUAUACUAUCCACCGCCUCCACCUCCUGUGGUUUACCCUCCUCCACCGCCUAAAAUCCCCUAUUGCCCGCCACCACCACCAACCUGCCCUGAAUGUCCACCGUGCAAAGAAUGUACACCAGGUGCGGUACCCACAGUACCGGGACAACCUGGUGUCGUUGGCGGUGAAGUUUAUGGCCCACCUAGCGCCUCUGGUGGAGCAGUGCCUUACUUCCCUUAUUAUUAUAGGUACCCUCCAGCGGAGCCUAUCACUUCUGCCUCCACCUCCAUUCACUGGAAAUUGUGGAAUGCUUGUUCCGCCAUUUCUCUGCUACUUGCCACAUUAUGCUUCUACUAACUAAAAUAUUGCAACCUCGGAAGCAACCGUCAAGAUGGCGGUGUCGUAGUUCUGGGAAAUCGAUAUAUAUAUUUAUUGAUGGAGAUUAGCAUCAAGUAGAAGAAGUAGUACUUAAUAAGGUUGGUUUAUCAAAAUAUGCCCAGCUGAAUUUAAUGUUGGUUGGUCACGUUUUAUUUAUAAUUCAGCUAAUGUGCUCUAUGUGUUCACUUGUAUUGUUGUACUACUAAAAUAAAUGGAUUUUGUAUGUUGUAGUAAUUGUUGAAGACCUAAAUUAAUUUCAAUUGUCAAU
Rubroshorea leprosula is the source of this 873-nucleotide messenger RNA. NCBI's taxonomy places the organism in Eukaryota, Viridiplantae, Streptophyta, Magnoliopsida, Malvales, Dipterocarpaceae. The record is from the annotation of a GenBank genome assembly.